ACUUCUUUCUUAACUAUGAUGAUGACAAUAUCAAAAAAUACAGUGAAAGUUUCACAACUAAAUCCAUCCAAAAGGCAAAACAACUUAUCGUGUACAAAGCUAAUGUACGGUAACCAUAAUCUCACACAUCGUAGUCCAUUGCAAGCUACUAUUUUUCAAUAUAUUUUUCUUUAUAAGAAUGGUCUCAAGUCUUUGUUUGUUCAAUUUUAGUUGUCAAUCAUAACAAUUUAAAUAUAACUAUUCAAUAUGAAUGGUCACUUAGUGUUUGCAAUGCAUAGUAAUGUUAAACAUGCAAAAGUCUAUUCAAUAACUAUAGAUAGUCAAACAAUUCCAAGUUGUAUCUCACCAUCAAAAAGUUUAAGACAACAAUUACAAUAUUUAUCAACAAAUCCAAUACACCCAAAUCACUUAGAUAAAUUUGUCACCAACGAUUACUUGGAUAAUGUAACAAACUCAUUAACCAACUAUUAUAGCCAGUAAAGAUUUUCACAUUUAUCAACACUUUCUACCUUCAGAUACCUUUUUUAUAUGACAGUAAUAAUAGUAUUGUCUAUUUCUUUAAUCUCUCUCUGUGUGUGUGUGCCAUUCUCAUUGUAUUUGUAAUGAUAGGCACAAUAAUAAGUAUCACUGUUUUCCUUCAGUAUCUUACUGGUUUUUGAUAAAUUUGUUUUCUUGUUUAACUUGACAACAAUAAUAGACAACACCCCAAUAAGAAAGAAACUAAACUACAAUAUGAAAUUGUUGAGUAUAUUUCCUUUUUCGAAUUAUUGAAAUUCUUACCGGUUUAUUGUUAGAUAUCAUUUUUCCUUUGCUCAUUCUUUCAUCAUGUCAAGGUGUAACUAAUCAUUGUUAUUUUUGUGAAUUUCGCAUAUGUUUUAAGCUUAGUAGUGAUUAUUUUUGUAAGCCUUUCUAUACAGGGACAAAUUUUGUUAGCCAGUACAUAUUUUGUAACAAGAGAUUAUAUUCCUGAUUAGUA
Schistosoma bovis is the source of this 976-nucleotide messenger RNA. NCBI's taxonomy places the organism in Eukaryota, Metazoa, Platyhelminthes, Trematoda, Strigeidida, Schistosomatidae. The record is from the annotation of a GenBank genome assembly.